This is a messenger RNA of Paramormyrops kingsleyae, 6513 nucleotides long. The record is from RefSeq and is a predicted model, not a curated record. Lineage: Eukaryota; Metazoa; Chordata; Actinopteri; Osteoglossiformes; Mormyridae.
CUAGUUCUUGUCCUUAUUAUUCAAAAAAAGAACUUAAAAGUAUUUCUUGGUUAGAAAUAUUCAAAGGAAUAUUUGGUCAAUCAAGCAGCGAAUGAUCCUGACAGUCAUUAACAUUGAAAGGAGGACAUUUGUAAAGCCAUUAGGGUAUACGGUGACCUGGGGAUAAGGUAAUAAAAAGCCAAUGGUGCAGAAGAGAAAUUAUCCACAGUAACGUCUUGUGAAGCACAGCUCCGUUCCCAGUUGGCUGGGACACCAAUAACUCCAGACCCUGGCUCUGCAAUCGGCUCCCAUCACCGAAGGCACUGGGGGUGAAGUUGUUUGAUUUAGUCCACCGGGACCUUUAAAUUUGCCGUCCGUCUUUUAAUGAAUCAAUCGUUCUACGGUUAACUGAACAGCAGAGCGACUGCGGGCGUGUGAGGAUGAAGCAGCGGUCCAUGAGCAGCGGCGGAAUCGCUGCCGGUUAAACACCUGCCUCCCAGCACCAGAACUGAUAUAAAACCGCAAGCUGUUGACCCCCCUGCAAACAGACAAAAGUGAGUUGACCCGGGUUUAAUAGCUUUCCGGUGGAUGAUUGAGGAGGAGAAUCCCAGAAGACUUCAAAUAACUGGGAAGCCAUUCUCGUUCGCCCUCCCUCCCCAGCGUCGCGGAGCACAGCUCAGUGGAGUUGAGUCGCGGGCAGGAAUAGACGUCGCCGCCGGUGGCUGAGCCGAGGCAGAAGGUUCCGGACUCCCGUGUGGUCGCACUCGUUACGGCUCUCUCUGCAAAGUCUCGUCGCAGAAGGCCCCCCCCCACCCCGGCUCCCCCCCACUCACUUUUCCAUGUUGUUCCAAGUUCUUCUGCUGCUGCCGACAUUCUCGAGGGGGGAGAUGUGAGGAGAGCCUCCUGGAGAACGCCACCUCCUCCAGCCGCCGCUGCGAAACUGACCCCCCCCACCCCAGCCGCACAUUCCCGAAUCACCUGUUAACCACCGGGUUCUGGGACCGCCGGGGACCGCGGCGGGGUGCGCGUUCGCUGCGGUCCGGUCCACUUACGCCACGCUUGCACCAUGGACCUCCUGGGGAUUAUACUGCUGCUCCUGGGGGGGGCCACCCUGCCCUCCAUCCAUGCCUCCCAGCAGGAGAAUCGCAACGUCCCGAGGCUCAAGCUCUCCUACAAAGAGAUGCUGGACUCCAACAAUCUAAUCACCUUUAACGGUCUGGCUAACAGCUCGAGUUACCACACCUUCCUGCUGGACGAGGAGCGGGGCAGGCUGGUGGUGGGGGCCAAGGACCACAUAUUCUCAUUUAAUCUUGUCAACAUUAACAAAGACUACCUAAAGAUUUCAUGGCCUGCUACCCCAUCAAGGCGAGAUGAGUGCAAGUGGGCAGGGAAGGACUUAUUGAAAGAGUGCUCCAACUUCGUCAAAGUGCUCCAGUUUUUCAACCAAACCCACCUGUACGCCUGUGGGACAGGGGCGUUCCAUCCCGUCUGCACCUACCUGGAAGUGGGCAAGCGCCCGGAGGACAACGUCUUCCGGCUGGAGACGUCGCAGCUGGAGAAUGGGCGCGGCAAGAGUCCCUAUGACCCCAAGCUGCUGUCGGCGUCGCUUUUAAUUGACGGGGAGCUGUACUCUGGGACAUCGGCGGAUUUCAUGGGAAGGGACUUUGCCAUUUUCCGCACACUAGGGCCACAUCACCCAAUCCGGACAGAGCAGCACGACUCCAGGUGGUUAAAUGACCCCCGGUUUGUGGGCGUGAACUUGAUCCCUGAGAGCGACAACCCCGAAGACGACAAGAUCUACCUGUUCUUCCGCGAGAACGCAAUGGACGGCGAGCACACGGGGAAAGCAACGUAUGCACGCAUCGGACAGCUCUGCAAGAACGAUUUUGGGGGUCACAGGAGCCUGGUGAACAAAUGGACCACCUUCUUAAAAGCCCGCCUGGUUUGUUCAGUGCCCGGCAAUAACGGCAUCGACACCCACUUUGAUGAGCUGCAGGACGUGUUUAUGAUGAGCUCAAAGGACCCGAAGAAUCCAGUCAUUUAUGCUGUGUUUGCAACAUCCAGUAACAUCUUCAAGGGGUCGGCGGUGUGCAUGUACAGCAUGACCGACGUUAGGAGGGUGUUCCUGGGCCCCUACGCACACCGGGAUGGCCCCAACUUCCAGUGGGUGUCUUUCCAGGGGAGGGUACCCUAUCCACGGCCAGGAACAUGCCCGAGCAAGACCUUUGGGGGGUUCGAGUCGACAAAGGACCUUCCCGAUGAUGUCAUCACCUUUGCCAGAGGCCACCCUGCCAUGCACAAUCCUGUCUAUCCAAUCAACAACCAGCCCAUCAUCACCAAGACUGACGUGGACUACCAGUUCACCCAGAUUGUGGUGGACAGGGUGGAGGCAGAGGAUGGCCAGUAUGACGUCAUGUUCAUUGGGACAGAUAUAGGGACUGUUCUGAAAGUGGUGUCCAUUCCCAGAGAGACUUGGCACGAUCUGGAAGAAGUUCUGCUGGAGGAGAUGACCGUCUUCCGGGAGCCCACGGUCAUUACAGCUAUGGAGCUCUCCACCAAGCAGCAACAGCUGUACCUGGGCUCAUCCAUCGGGGUCUCCCAGAUGCCCCUGCACCGCUGUGAAGUUUAUGGCAAAGCCUGCGCUGAGUGCUGCCUGGCACGAGACCCCUACUGCGCCUGGGAUGGCACCGAGUGCUCUCGCUACUUCCCCACCGCCAAAAGGAGGACAAGGCGUCAGGACAUCAGGAACGGAGACCCUCUGACUCAGUGCUCGGACCUCCAGCAUAGUGACGAUCUCACCGGACAAGGCACUCUGGAGGACAAGCUGACCUAUGGCGUGGAGAACAGCAGCACGUUUCUGGAGUGCAGCCCAAAGUCACAGCGAGCUCGCAUCUACUGGCAGCUUCAGAGGCAGGGAGAGGAACGCAAGCAAGAGAUCAAGUCAGAUGACAAAUUCAUAAGGACUGAACAGGGCCUCCUCAUCCGGAGCCUACAGAAGGAGGACUCUGGGAUCUACCACUGCCAAGCAGUGGAGCAUGGCUUCGUUCAGGCCUUACUGAGGGUCUCCCUGGAGGUCAUUGACACGGAGCGUCUGGAGGAGCUACUGCACAAGGAAGAGGAGAGCUCAGUAGAAGGUGGCAGGGCCCGAGAAGGAGUGCCUCAAUCCUCCAGCCAGAAGGUGUGGUACAGGGACUUCAUGUCCCUCAUCAACCAUCCCAACCUCAAUAGUGUGGAGGAGUUCUGUGACCAGGUAUGGAGGCGAGAGCGCCGGCAGCGGCGCCAGAAGACUCAGAAUGGCCCAGCGCAUGCAGGCAAGUGGAAGCACCUGCAGGACAACAAGAAGGGCCGCAACCGGAGGACCCACGAGCUGGAGAGGGCGCCGAGGAGCGUCUGAGCGAGCACCCUGAUGUGCCCCAGCAAAACAAAAGAUGGACAUUCUUUUGAGUAGAUUCCCCAAAGGAACUUAACUGGAAAUGAGUGCAGAGAUGCUCCAGGCCCAAGAUGUUGCUAUGGUGAAGAUGUUUACAAAGAAGCGACGAAGAGAACUGAAAGCGCCCUCACCUGGUGACACUUCACCCCCGUCUGACCAAUCUCCAUUAAGGGAAGAUGGACACCGAUGCAGUACACGGACAUGGGACUUCCUGUAAAUAAUCUCCAGCAGAGACUAUGUGUGAUGCUUGGUUUUAGUUGAGGUCUGUUAAUAUUCCAGUCGUUUUGAAUGAUUACCACUUCUUAGGUAGUUUAAAACCAUGAAAUCCCCAUUAUGUGAGGAGAGGACGAUAACUCUUGGAAUAAUUAGCCUGUAUGUAGUGGUUCAGUCUAUCAUCUAAAUGCUUACACCAGUUAUGUCAUUUUUGUACUGUGGGAAAUCACCGACAAUGACAUUUCUUUGAAUCCUUGUGGGGGAAAAAAUAUAUAUCCAUUCUACUUCAUGAUCUUAAAUUCACAUCUUCAAUAAUAGCCAGCAUGGUGAGCUGAUCAUUGCAGUCUCGAAAUUCUGAAGACUCAAAACUCUAAAAAAAAAUUAACAUUUUGAUUUUCUUGUACUGCCAUCAGUGGUUUAUUAUAACAAUACAAUUGUUAUAUAUAAUGUUACUAACAUGCACAUUACUCAAGGAUCCUUGCAAUAGGUCAAAACAGCAAGAUUCAGGCCAUGAGGCCAGUGCUGUUAACAAUCUGAAUAAGCUCUUCCAGGUCAGAUAACUAUGUAAACUUGUUCCAAAAGGAAUGUUUUAUUUUUGCAUCAACAGAGUUUUAUCGUAAAGUAUGGUAAAAUAGUUUUAUUUGUAUUUUAUUGUAUAUGUUUUGCUUUCUACACAAACUACUGCAUCAUCUUGGGGUUAGAGACUUUCUUAGAGUCGCUUCUUUACUUUCGUAUCAUUAUUUCUAAGUUAUUUAGUUUGAUUUGAAUCCACAGCAUGGUCAACUGAAUGUGUCUCUCAUGUUCAGAAGCAAACUACCAUCCAGUUAUGUAUUUAAAUAAUCGUAAAUUAUUCCAAAUAGCUUCAUGGAAAGGCUUAAAAUAUCCUUAAAAUAAAAUAUCCUUUUCAGUUCAAUAUUGACUGGAAGGUGCAAUAACAACUUGUAACAUACUGUCAGUCAGUGAGUUGAACCAACAAAUUAAACAUUCCUUUUAAAUUAAACAGUCCUUAAUUUUUUUAAGAAAACAGUAUAUACAGUAUAUUGACUUUUGAUAUGUAUUUUUUGCGUUCCAGCCUGCAUAUAUUACAACUAAUAAUGCUGUAAAGUCCAAACACCUUACCAGACCUUUGCUGGAUCCACUCCUGAUAAUUUAUUAAUUAAUGAACGAUGCAUGCAUUAGGCGACAAAGGGGAAAGAUUUCAUUAAGCUACCAGUAACUAUCUGCACCAAUUUCAUACCACAGUGCAGUAUAGUGCAGUGAUUGACAGAAAUGUUACUUUUACCUCAUGUUGCAACGCUGACAUGCUGGGUCCAACUUUGGCCAAAAUGUUCAGCAGAAAUGAUCGUGAAGCUGACAGUAUGCAAAUACUGGCUUCGGAGCUUGACUUAGUCAGAGGAAACCGUCUGUUACGUGCAAGACACAUGUUAAACAUGUUAAUUCAUACUUCACUUCUCCGCAUGAGCUAUCGGUCCGCACAAAAGGUGGCAUAAAUUUUCUCGUCGGGGGUCAGUGCCCAUUGCAUGUUGACUAAGCAUGUCCAAGGAAACUGACGAGGUGUGUACAGUAGGGGGCAGCACCGACUUGCACAAACCAGAGGUCAACCAAGAAAAAGUAUAGGAAGAAGAAUUGUUGUUGGAGGUGUGGAGAUGGAUCUAAUUUUUCACACUGUCCAGACAUAUGGUAUCUUCAAAAUUAACACGAUUCAUUUUGAAAUUAAUUCAAAAUAUGCUAUGUCCCUUUAAUUCCGCCCAAAGGGUAGGGUAAACUCUUCAUAAAAUUGCACCCGUUUCACUACACUUCUUGUAUUUCAUUUGUUGCAAUACAUGAGCCCUCUCCUGGUCUGGUGAAAUAUCACUGCUGUAAGCAUACCCCAACCGCGAUCAUCUGCACGCGGAAAAGUGAAGUAUGAACUAAGCUUUAUGUUAUGUAUUUGUCAUUACUCACUUUACGCAGUGAAUGCGAUGUAAACGUGGUUGUUUGAGCCUCUUUAUGUCUUAUGUCGGCGCACCUUAUUACCGGAUUCGAUGCGAGCUUUAAUUAUAAUCGGAGAUGGAGCACGGUUCGCUCUGGAAAGACUUUAACGCUUCGACGCUCCUCGCCACACAGAACUACGUUCUUCUCUUUCUACAUUGCGCGCUCUACGGCGUAACAAAAAGGUCAAAACACGUUUCGCUAAAUAAAUCACAUGCCUUUCCGCGUUUGGCGUUCCGUAAAUAAAAGCCGUUACCUCUCCCUAUAAAACCAAACAAUUAGAAAAAAAGCGGAUUGUCAAGAACUUAUACCUGAACAUAGUACGAGACUGGAUGAUUUUGUUUUACAAACUGCAACUCCAACGUGGCAAACUUAUAGAAUACUUAUUCUUUUCAAGAUAAAAUAUACCCUGACCUAGCUGUGAAUUUUAUGUAAAAUAAUAGUAAUAAUAAUAAAGUAAAUCAUGUCAUGGUCCAACAUGCACUGUGUACAAAUUGCAUGUGAAUGCUUUUUUGUGCAUCGGGAGUUUUUUUCUUUACCAUUUAAGUCUCUAUUAAUGUCGUGUGUAUAGAAUUACCCAUUAAGCAGUACACAUUUACCUGUUUUUGAGGUGUAUAUAUUUUUCCUUAGGUAAAUCAAGGGAACGGUGUACAAUACUUGAGUCUAUAAGUACUCUUUUCCAGUGUGUGUAUAUCACUUUUUCAUCGACGAUAUGCAACCAUGGUUUAUAUAUUUCCCCACAAGCCAAUUAACAGUUAUUUAAUGUUUUGCGACACGUACAAAACAGUAUCCAUUGAUCGGCACACAUUCAGAAGGGCUCUGUGGAUCUGGAAGAGGAUCGAAAGGGAAAACUGCUGCUGUAAAUUAUUCAUUUUAGCAUGUAAUCCGUUGUUAAAAUAAACGAUUCUUUUAAAAGCUGA